AUGCCGACGCAGCAAAUCGCUGAUGGCAUUCCCAUCUGCUCCCAGCUGACCGGGACCGGCCAUUCCAGACUGGAGACGGGGCUCGGCCCGACGGCGGUCCCUCAUAACUCUCUGGACGGGGCCAGGCAUCAUUCAGGAGGACCAGUUCGGCUCGGGAGCCGAGCCUCUCGAGCUGUCAGCCAAUCACGGGGCAGUAUACCUCCCUCCUGCAUAGCCACGCGACUAUUUUCACGUUUCAACACAAACACUGGCUGGGUGAAGGUGCUUCAAGUCGUCUGUCCGUUCACCCCGAUUCACAAUAAAAUGCUGAGGGGCGCAGUGAAGUAUGCUGGGAGCGGUCCCAGAUUGAGCUCGGCCGUGAGCUCGUCCUCGCAACGCUCUGGGAUAACCCGUCCCCCGUCCUGCGCCGAUACCGACCGCCCCAAAGUCCUCAUCACUGGAGGGCUCGGUCAGCUCGGGGUGGGGCUCGCCAAGUUGCUGAGGAAACGCUUCGGGAAGGACAACGUGAUCCUAUCCGAUAUCCGGAAACCCCCCAACCACGUCUACCACAGCGGGCCCUUCAUCUUCUCCGACGUCCUGGACGACAAGAACCUCAGGGAGACCGUGGUGAACAACAACAUCAGCUGGCUGGUGCACUACUCCGCCGUGCUGCCGGCCGUGGGCGAGAGCAACGUGGCGCUGGCCAAAGAGGUCAACAUCACAGGUCUCCAUAACAUAUUAGACAUAGCAACCGAACAUGGUCUGCGUGUGUUUGUCCCCAGCGCCGUCGGUGCCUUCGGUCCGUCCUCGCCCCGGGACCCCGCCCCGGAGCUCUGCGUGCAGAGGCCGCGCACCAUCGACGGCGUGUCCAAGGUCCACGCGGAGCUGAUGGGCGAGUACUACCACCACAGGUACGCGCUGGAUUUCCGCUGUCUCAGGUAUCCAGGCAUCAUCUCAGCCGACUCUCAGCCUCGAGGGGGAACCACAGACUACGCGGUCCAGAUCUUCCACGCGGCUGUGAAGACGGGCCGGUUUGAGUGCAACCUGCGCAGCGACACGCGGCUCCCCAUGAUGUACAUCGACGACUGUCUCCGGGCGACUCUGGAGAUCCUGGAGGCUCCCGCAGAGUCGCUGCUCAGCCGCACCUACAACAUCAACGCCACCAGCUUCACGCCACGCGACCUCACCGAGGAGCUGCAGAAGGCCCUGCCCGACCUCAAGGUCACCUACAGCGUGGACCCGGUCCGACAGGCCAUAGCGGACGGCUGGCCGAUGGCGUUGGAGGACGGCAAUGCGCGGCGGGACUGGGGCUGGAAGCACGAGUACGACCUCUCCGAGUUGGUGCGGACCAUGCUGAGUCACAUCGCUACGGGCAACCGGCUCGCACAAGCCUCCUGAACCUUGCCCGGCUCUUAUUUAUUUAUUUUUCUUGCAACCUAAAACAAAAAGAAACAUGAUUUAUUUGACAGUGAACGUAACCCUGCAGAUUCAGGAGGACGUCUCGCCCUGAGUUACUUAAGGAAGUUAAAGUAAUACGAAAUAAUAAGGCGGGGGAAUUAGGAUUUAGAUUAUUCAAAUUAAAGUAUAAUACGACCCUCCAUAUCAGAGGCAUAGAACCAUUCCAGACCUAGCAUGCUGGGUACUAUCACCACGUUACGGAGCUGUGAAAGAGUCGAGUCUUCUCUGUGAAUGUAUUUAUGUCAGAGUAUGCGGAUACCUGCUGAACAGGCAGCCGUCGUCUAGCCAAGCGCUCGCCUUAAAGCUGCCACCUGAGAACCGGUUGGCUCUGAGCUCCAUCUUCACUCCCAGCUGGUCACCACGAUGUCCUGUAAGCAUCAACACUGAGCGGCUUUACCUCGCGUUACUAUAGGAACGGGUAUACCGAGCUAGCGUUACUGUAGGGCAGUGGUUCUCAAACUUGUUCUGUCGCGCCCCACUUGGUCCACGCUGAAUUUCUAUGGAAAUAAGAACUUUGUGUGACUCCUGUGGUUUUUCAAAUAAUAGAAUAAAGACAAUUGCAAUCACUUUUAAUUAAACCAGAUUAUUCCAUCAGACAUAAACAAAGUGCAAACACAGUUCUUCAAAAAAUAAUUAAUAUUUGGCAAAUAGCUUAUUGUGGCUGAUAUUAACAGGUUUGGCGUUGGAUAUAUUUUCAAGACAAUAACAAUAAGUGCAACAUGUGAAAAACUGAACUAAACAAGUUCAAAUAUUUGGCAAAGAGUUUUACACUAAAUAUCUUUUCAAAACAACAACGUGCAACCUCUGCAAAACUACACUAGUGCAGAUAUGUGUGAGCCAUCGAGUUGUAUCAGUAUUUGUUCAAAUUCACUCAGAUUCUCAAAGGAAUCAAUAUUCUUUUGAUCGAGAGCCUGCAAAUUAAUCAUGAGAAUAGCAGCGCCUGCAACAUCUGCAGAAACACAGACAACUGACGCCACUUUUACAAAGUGAUUUAUAAUAUGUGACGUUCUCCCCCACACACACACACCUGUAAUACCUCGGCGCCCCAGUUUGAGAACCACUGCUGUAGGGGUAGUUUAAAGGUGCUCGGACCGUAGUUGCCUGGCAUAAAAAUAAGUGUUUGAGUUUGAGAAUGGCUUCCGACAGCCACUUCACUUUCUAACCACCGAAGGUGCUUUUAAUAUUUACGGUACAGGAUUGCUUUCGUCCUUUGCGUGGGAUAUUCAUGAAUGUUCAAUCAUACGACGUGUUGGCGGUUCCUUUCUUUCAUUGAAGGGGAAAUUGAGUUCCGUCUCGCAGCUGUACUUUUAGGGUUUAGAUCUGUCAAGUAGUUAAACAUGUAUUUUUAUAUAAUGCUAUUCUUUACAGCCUGUUAUGGUUUUUUUUCCAAAUAAAUACCUUAAUGAAAUCAGCAAUAAAUCACAAGUCUAUUGUCUUUGUAUUUGAUAAUAAUCUGACCAUUAAUGUUGUUUAAAUGUCCAGCGCAGUAACCCACGAACUUUCCAUAUUGGGCAAUCAAGUACAAAAACACGAGAGCUGAAAAAUUAUGAGAAUAAAAGAUUUAAGAUUUGUGUUUUUCCUCCAACUGCUCCCACCGCAUGUCCAGAUAUCUCCUCUGUCCUCUUUGCCUUGUCUUGUGUAUCAGGACCUGUGUUGGGGUGGUAGCGCCCUCCUGUGGCCGGUGCUACUCACUGCAGGAUGUGAGAGCAUCUUGGUUCAGACUCGCCAGAAAGUUUUUAAAGAACCUUUUUGCGAGUUGUACUUCUUUGUCCGGCUGUUCACCGACCUCGCCCAGAGUGACACUUGGCCUUCUCUUUCUGUCUCGACGCUGGCGUGAGCUCGUCUUGGUGUCGCUGCUCCCACUCCG
Messenger RNA from Pseudoliparis swirei, 3304 nucleotides. Its product is annotated as L-threonine 3-dehydrogenase, mitochondrial-like. Gene Ontology annotation, molecular function: L-threonine 3-dehydrogenase activity. Lineage: Eukaryota; Metazoa; Chordata; Actinopteri; Perciformes; Liparidae. The transcript has 11 exons. Gene Ontology annotation, biological process: L-threonine catabolic process. The record is from RefSeq and is a predicted model, not a curated record. The coding region runs from base 1 to 1377 and encodes 458 amino acids.